Molecule: messenger RNA, 381 nt
Organism: Pichia kudriavzevii
Lineage: Eukaryota; Fungi; Ascomycota; Pichiomycetes; Pichiales; Pichiaceae
Exons: 1
Coding region: 1-381 (126 amino acids)
Biological process (GO): protein insertion into mitochondrial inner membrane
Cellular component (GO): mitochondrial inner membrane
Source: RefSeq, a predicted model, not a curated record
AUGAAUCUCAACCUUAAAAUUUCACUUUCCAUUUUCAUAGAAACGUAUCCUCUUAAUUCAUUUCUUGCUCUUUUCUAUCCGGAAACACACCCAACUUCACUAGAAAUGUCCUUCCUUGGUUUUGGCUCCCAGCCUCAAAUUUCUUCAGAACAAAAAAUCGCAGCUGCAGAAGCUGAAUUGGACAUGAUUACCACCAUGUUUAAUCAACUUCUAGAUUCUUGUUACAGAAAAUGUUUUGAUAAAAAUAUAACCGAUGAAAACCUCUCUCAAAACGAAUCUCUUUGUAUCGAUAGAUGUGUCACCAAAUAUUUUGAAGCAAAUGUUAAAGUCUCUGAGUCCAUGCAAAGUGUUGGUAAUUCUGGCGCUCUUGCAAGAAAGUAA